Molecule: messenger RNA, 1686 nt
Organism: Lodderomyces pseudojiufengensis
Lineage: Eukaryota; Fungi; Ascomycota; Pichiomycetes; Serinales; Debaryomycetaceae
Gene: CHT3
Product: Cht3p
Exons: 1
Coding region: 1-1686 (561 amino acids)
Biological process (GO): carbohydrate metabolic process
Cellular component (GO): extracellular region
Molecular function (GO): chitinase activity
Source: RefSeq, a predicted model, not a curated record
AUGUUUUUAUUUUAUAUAUUAACAGUAUUUUUAAUUCCAGUUUUUGCAUUUGAUCCAAAUAGUAAAUCAAAUGUUGCUGUUUAUUGGGGACAAAAUUCUGGAGGAAAUCAACAAAGAUUAUCAUAUUAUUGUGAUUCUGAUGCUGCUGAUAUUUAUAUUUUAUCAUUUAUGCAUAUGUUUCCAAAUCCUAUACAAUUAAAUUUUGCAAAUGCUUGUGAAGGUACUUUUACUCCAAAUGGAAUUUUAAAAUGUAAUGAUAUUGCAUCAGAUAUUCAAUAUUGUCAAAGUAAAGGUAAAAUUGUUUUAUUAUCAUUAGGUGGAGCUGCUGGUUCAUAUGGUUUUACUUCUGAAAAUCAAGGUAAAGAAUUUGCUCAUACAAUUUGGGAUUUAUUUGGUAAUUCAAAUUCACUUUCAGCUGAAGAAAGACCAUUUGGUAAUGCUAUACUUGAUGGUUUUGAUUUUGAUAUUGAAAAUAAUGUAAAUACUGGUUAUAAUGCAAUGGCUGAUGAAUUAAAUAAAAUUUUUGAAACUGAUAAUACUAAAAAUUAUUAUCUUGGUGCUGCACCUCAAUGUCCUUAUCCAGAUGCUUCAGUUGGACCAUUAUUAGAACAUAGUCAUAUUGAUUUUGUUUUUAUUCAAUUUUAUAAUAAUUAUUGUAAUUUAGGUUCUUCAUGGUUUAAUUGGGAUACUUGGGUAGAUUAUGCUGCAAAUGUUAGUCCAAAUAAAGAUAUUAAAUUAUAUGUUGGUGUUCCAGGUGCUAUAAGAGCUGCUGGAUCUGGUUAUAAUGCUCCAGAAUUAAUAUCAGAUUAUUUAACUUCUGAUAUAACUAAUUCUCCUUAUUUUGGAGGUAUUUCAAUGUGGGAUGUUUCAGCUGCUUGGGAUAAUGUUGAUUCUCAAGGUAAUUUUGUACAAAAUAUGAAAUUAUUGGUUAAUAAUGAUAUUUUUAGCGCUGCUUCAGUUUCAUCAAGUUCAAUUGAUAGUACAAGUACUACUACAACUACCACAGUAACUGUUACCUCAACAACUUAUACAGGAGAAACCACUAGUUCCACAACAUCAACAUCUUCAACAUCGUCGACUUCUUCAACUUCAUCAACUGCUCCGUCAACAUUAAGAACAGUAACAUCUUCAUCUAGCACUUCCAGUACUUCGUCUAGUACAUCCACUACCAGUCAAACAACUUCAAGCACUUCAAGUACAUCUACCACACCAACAACCACUUCUUCAAGUGCUACCUCAUCAAGUACUAUCUCAACAAGUACUAUCUCAACAAGUUCCACCCCAACAACAUCCACUACCUCAACCUCAACAACUUCAACCUCAACAUCUUCCACUUCUUCAACAAUCCCAACUUCAUCUAGCAUUUCCUCCUCCAUCAUUGAACCAGCUUCAUCAGCAAUUCCAUCAACAACCAGUGAACAAUUACAAUCAUCUUCAUUUUCCGCAGUCGAAUCACAUCAAACUUCAUCUGAUACCCUGGAAACUGUUUAUAGAUCAUCAUUAACUUCAACUUCAUCCCCAAUUACAACUCAAAAUCCAUCAACUACUACAACGAAUCAAAAUAUUUUCACUUCUUAUGUAUUUGCACCAACUACUUUAACUACCAUUGCAACAUUUUAUGAUAUAAUUACAACAAGAACUAACCUUCAUACAAUUUAUGGUAGACCCCCAACAAAUACAAUUUAA